AUGCUGAUCGGUCUUGCGUAUCUCAACACACCAUUAUACACAAGAGAUGGCAAAGUCUUGGGAGACGACUAUAGGAUAGGCGGGAUCGGGGAUCCGAAGAAGCAUGGCAAGCCAGCGCCGAUCGAGGAAGAUCUCAUCAUUGACAGCGAUAUGCCGCCAUGGCUCAAGUUUAAGCACCUCAACGGCUACUUCAACGGUCUUAAAUCGAUUGUCCCCUUCGCCAACCACACUCCUGAAUAUCCCAACAACUCUUUCCCGGCACCGGUCACAGCCGUGCCUAUUUACCAUGAUACCCCUCCUACUCCCACACCUUACGCAGCUCACCCAGAUUAUGCCUCUACUGAAUACACGAGAGAACACCACCCUGUCCGCGAAUGCUUCAUCGACGAAGACGACAAGAUCGCCGUCCCGGACAUUUACGCUUUCGACGGCGUCCCCCAGAACCAGCCUGAUCCGGCUAUCGGCUCUCACACCGUGCUCGGUCUUCGCAAUGACGUUUGCUUCGAUCGUUUCGGGCGCUAUGGCCCCUACGGCCUCGGGUACAGCAUUAGCGAGGGUGGUACGUCUCAAGGUUACGAUACUGAACAGGAGGGCGCCGAGGCUGUCUGGGCCAAGACUGGCAAGAUUGACUACAGCCGCGUCGACUGGGGCGUCGCUCAAGAACGAUGUGUUGAACGCAACAGCGCCCGCUUCAGCAAUGGCACGAAGGAGAGCACAUACGAUGCGAUCUACAGCGAGCCGGAAAGCCCCGAAAGCGGCCUUAAGAAGACGGACCGCAUCGCCGUUGUCGUUCGCACAUACGUCGGAUUCCAAUGGACUCAGCUCGCUAUCGUCAACUUUCGAGCAAUGAUUUCUGAGCUCUCGCUCAAGUCCGGUGGUGAAUACACCGUUCAUUUCCUCCUUCACGUGAAGGACAACGAAGCGCCCAUAUGGUCGGAUCCGUCCGUUGUCCAGGGUAUACUCGAUGCCAACGUUCCCACUGAGUUCCACUCUAUGUGUACUCUUUGGUCUGAGGCGGAGAUGAAGCUUUACUAUCCCGGUCACUUUGCCGACGCAAUCGAGAACCCGUCGAACGGUGAUAUCCACGGUGUUUAUCGAAGCGCGCAGAUGCCACUCCAGGUCUUUGCUCUCCAGCACCCCGAGUAUGCCCAUUUCUGGAACUGGGAGAUGGACAUGCGCUACAUUGGUUCUUACUAUGAACUUCUGGAUCGCCUUGGGUCUUGGGCCAAGGCGCAGACUCGCACCCUUCUCUGGGAGCGGUCUUCCAAAUAUUACAUUCCCGCCGAGCACGGAUCCUGGGAUGAGUUCGCCAACAUUGUCGAGAAGGAGCUUAACGCAUCCAGCCGCCGCGCUAUUCUUGGCCCUCAAAUUUUCCCGGGCCGCAUGUCGCUGAAGAGCGAAGAAGCUGGCGCCUCAAUUCUACCUCCUUCAUGUGCCCGUGGCGGUAACCCUAAUGAAUGUGGUGUAGGCGAGGAAGCCGACCUCAUCACCCUUAACCCCCUUUUCGACGCAGAUGAGUCCGGCUGGGUCUUCGCCAAGGACGUCACCGGCUACGAGAUGGUCUUUGCCCCGCCCCCACGUCGAUGUGCCAUUGUCACCGCCUCGCGACUCUCCCGCCGCCUCCUCGCCGCCAUGCACGAAGAGAUGUGGCGGAUGCACCACAGCAUGUUCUCUGAGAUGUUCCCCGCUAGCAUGGCACUGCAUCACGGCUUCAAGGCGGCCUACGCUCCGCAUCCCGUCUUCCUCGACCGGGCGUGGUACCCCUUCAACACCAUUGAGAAGGCGUUCAACGGCGGCCGCGACGGCACUACGGGAGGUCACGGCAGCCCCUUCGACCUCAAGAACGAGCACAACCACAAGGGCACGAGCUGGUAUUACAACUCUGAGUUCGCCGGUCUCCUGUGGCGCCGGUGGCUCGGUUACGCUCAAAUGGAUGGCCGCGGCAACAACGGCGGCCGCGCCGGCGAGGGCUCUCUCCGCGGAGGACUUGAAGAGGAAUCUCACAAGGACAGCUCGGGCCGUUUGUGCAUGCGCAGCAUGCUGCUGCAUCCAAUCAAGUGGGAGAACCCGAUCGAGAGACCUUAA
This is a messenger RNA of Colletotrichum spaethianum, 2085 nucleotides long. RefSeq lists its product as uncharacterized. Lineage: Eukaryota; Fungi; Ascomycota; Sordariomycetes; Glomerellales; Glomerellaceae. The transcript is spliced from 2 exons. Bases 1 to 2085 code for a protein of 694 amino acids. The record is from RefSeq and is a predicted model, not a curated record.